AAGUAAGUAAGAAAAGAGAAGAAGGGCAGUGAAGAAAAUAUAACAAUUAAUGGCUAUUUAUCAAUUACAGAGCUAAAUAUGGCUAUUUGUGCAAAGACCACAAGUGAUGGUUUGGGCCUGCCUUCCAAAAAGACCAUAUAAGCCCAAGCCCAUUAUCACCUUUCAGAAAGCCUGGCUGCUUUAGUAAUCAAUUUAGCUUUCCGGGAAACUAGUUCCCCGUCGACGACCACAAAGUGUAUGAAAAAUGCUCCGGCGAGGUUUCUUUCCGGCGAAUCUCUGCAAAUCACGGCAGCUCCGACAACUCUUCUGCUGCCGCGUCAUUUUUCAACCGGCUAUAGCCCGUUCCUUUCCCCAGCAAAACAGUAGUCUCUUUAAUGCAGUAUGCAAGGUUUUUGAGGGAAGAGUCACAGUUAGGCCACGCUUUAUUGGACAAAAAUGUGAUCUUGGAUUAGUAAAUUCGGGUCAGUAUUUCUGCACGGCUAGCAAAGCUGGGGAAACAUCAAAUGGUGGUGGGAAUGAUGUUGUUGCAGAGAGUUCCGGUGAGUUUAAAGAAGAUAAAAUCAAGAGGAAGAAAUUGAAGGGUAAAAGAGCGGUUGUGAAAUGGUUGAAGUUCUUCAGGUGGAAGAAGAAAAAAGAGUUCCAAAGAAUGACGGCUGAAGAAAAAAUCCUUUUCAAAUUGAGGAAGGCACGGAAAAAAGAGGAGAGACUUGUUGAAGCUCUUCGAAAGGUUGAGCCUAAGGAGCAAGUGGAAGCUACCCAUGACCCAGAAAUAUUGACACCAGAAGAACACUUCUACUUCCUGAAAAUGGGGGAGAAGUGCAAGAAUUAUGUGCCAGUCGGAAGACGUGGAAUAUACCAGGGUGUGAUCCUUAAUAUGCAUCUGCAUUGGAAGAAGCACCAAACUCUGAAAGUGGUGGUGAAAACGUUUUCUCCUAAGGAGGUUAAGGAAAUUGCUGUAGAGCUUGCUAGAUUAAGUGGUGGAAUUGUUCUUGACAUCCAGGAUGAUGAUACCAUUAUAAUGUACAGGGGAAAGAAUUACUCUCAACCACCAACUGAGAUAAUGUCUCCAAGAAGUACACUUUCCAGGAAAAAGGCCUUAGAUAAAUCUAAAUACAGAGAUUCCCUCAGAGCUGUGGAGAGAUACAUUCCACGGCUGGAGCAAGAUCUUGAGCUGCUUCGGUCGCAAGCUGAAAACAAAACUGAUGCUCCUAACAAAAAUCAAGAGAUUGGCUUUGAGAAUUUUAGCCCUGAAUGCCGUUCAGACCAGCAAAUUGAGGCAUCUGAUAAACUCAAACAGAUAAUGGUUGAAAAUGAAGAACAGGGUGAGGAAAAUGAUUCCACGGUAGAUACAGAUAUAUGCUCAGAUUCUGAAGAUCUUUCAGAUAUUUUCGAGACAGACUCUGAGGAAGAGCAUGAAGAGAAGGCUGAAGAACCACUUUAUUUGGAUGUGUUUGAAAAGUUUCCAGUGCAAAGCAAUGGAGACGCACAGGAUUUCGAGGAGCAUUUGCGUCAAAUAUCUUCUAACUCGAGGAAAGAGAAAUCACCAGAUAAAGAUGUCGACACACCAGGUCUUGAUGAGGUUGAUAGGAUGAUUGUGCAAGCUGCAUCACUUUUGAAGAAACGGAGGAGAUGAAAAGUGGUCCAUUCGUUAGCAAAAGUUCCAAACGAGGUUUGUCUAAACGAGAGGGAUGAUGCCAUGGUGGGCCUGUUAUAGUCAACAGUUUGCAGCAGGCGAGAAGUAGCAAUUUUAUCCACGUUCAUCAUUGUGGUUCAGUUCUCGUCCCUGUCAAAAGAACUCUUGUGACUGAAGUGGCGAAAAUGUGCAGUCACAGCUGUUAACUGGUCUUCAACGAGAGGCCAGACAACAGAGUGUGGUAGAGGAGCACACGUGACAAAGUUGUUUUGCUGAACAAAGACGAUUACAACAUUAGCAAUCUGGACUAAGGUCGUGACUAUAAUAAAUUACAAUGGUUUGGUUAAGACUGACCAAAGUAGGGAUAUUGUCUACGUACACACUACCCUCCUCAAGCUCUGCUAUUGAGUGUAAGGCUCUGCUUGUGAGAUUACACGGGCUUAACCAAUGUUUAUUGUUUUGAAGAAUGUAUGUAGUAUGAAGUUGAUGAUGGUCAUUUCUUUUGUUUUUCUCAACUGUGUUUAGUAUGUCAAAAGAAAGAACAUUUGUAAGAAAAUGUUUCUUCAUGCUAUUGGUAAGAAAAUGUUUCUUCAUGCUG
Molecule: messenger RNA, 2231 nt
Organism: Capsicum annuum
Lineage: Eukaryota; Viridiplantae; Streptophyta; Magnoliopsida; Solanales; Solanaceae
Exons: 4
Coding region: 245-1633 (462 amino acids)
Molecular function (GO): RNA binding
Source: RefSeq, a predicted model, not a curated record